Molecule: messenger RNA, 1386 nt
Organism: Colletotrichum graminicola M1.001
Lineage: Eukaryota; Fungi; Ascomycota; Sordariomycetes; Glomerellales; Glomerellaceae
Product: metallopeptidase family M24
Exons: 4
Coding region: 1-1386 (461 amino acids)
Molecular function (GO): metalloaminopeptidase activity; manganese ion binding
Source: RefSeq, a predicted model, not a curated record
AUGACCCAAGACUACGAGACAGUGCUCAAGGGCAAGUAUCCCGCCAAGGAGCAUGCUCUCCGUGUCGCCGACUACGUCAAGUCCAAGGUUCCCGAUGCUACCGGCAUUCUCUAUGUUGAAGGUCGUAUGACCAAGAUGCUCGAAGACAACGACGAGCCUGAACCCUUCAGACAGCGCCGCUAUUUUUACUAUCUGACCGGUUGCCCCCUCGCCGACUGCCACUACAUCUUUGACCUCGCGACAAGCAAGUCGACCCUCUUCAUCCCCCCCAUUGACCCUGAUAGUGUCAUCUGGUCUGGUCUGCCCGUCAGUGCGGCCGAGGCAAAGGAGUUGUACGACGUCGACGAAGUCAAGUACACUACGGAUGUCAAUGCCGAGCUUGCGCGCCUUGGCAAAGGCCCCAAAAAGACCGUCUUUGCCAUCCAGAACCAGGUCUUGGACAGCAUCACUUUCCUCGAGUUCGACGAAAAGAACUUCAGCAUUCUGAAAGACGCAAUUGAACGUUGCCGUGUAGUCAAGGACGACUACGAGAUCGCUCUCACCAGGAAGGCCAACGCCGUUUCGACCGUUGCCCACCACGCCGUUGUCGAAUACGUCAAGAAGGCCAAGAACGAGCGGGAACUGGAGGCUCUCUUUUUGCAGCGCAGCGUUGCGAACGGCGCCAAGAACCAGGCUUACCACGGUAUAUUUGCUGGAGGUCGCGCGGCUGCCACCCUCCACUAUGUUGCCAAUGACGCUCCCUUGGAGGGCAAGCUCAACCUUCUUCUGGAUGCUGGCACGGAAUGGAACUGUUAUGCCUCCGACAUUACCCGGACGUUCCCCAUUUCCGGCAAAUUCAGCAAGGAAUCCCGCCAGAUCUACGAUAUUGUGCUGAAGAUGCAGCUGGAGACGACCGCCGCCCUAAAGGAGGGCGUCAUUUGGGAUGAAAUUCACCUGCUGGCUCACAAGAUCGCCAUUGAUGGACUCCACUUGAUUGGAAUUCUUAAGGGCGACAAGGACGAGAUCCUCAAGAACAGGACGAGCGUUGCCUUCUUCCCCCACGGCCUGGGUCACUACCUUGGCAUGGACACUCACGAUGUUGGCGGUAACGCCAACUAUGCCGACAGAGACCCCAUGUUCCGUUACCUGCGUGUGAGGGGAGCGCUCCCCGCUGGUAGCAUCGUCACCGUCGAGCCGGGUAUCUACUUCUGCAGUUUCAUUAUUGAGCCGUACCUCAAGGACCCAGUCCACUCCAAGUUCAUCGAUAGUGCUGUUCUGGAGAAGUACUGGGACGUUGGCGGUGUGAGAAUUGAGGACAAUAUCCUGAUCACGAAGGACGGCAGCGAAAACCUGACACCCACUAUCAAGGACCCCGACGAAUUAGAGAAGAUUAUCCAGGCAAGCUAG